UUGAAUGGGUUAUUAAUUUGGUUAGAAGAGAGGUUAGAAGUUAUCACAUUCAGUCAUUCUUAUUACGGUUUACUACUGUUGUAAUACCAAAUUAACUUACAAAGGUUUUAUAAUGGCCCGUUUUAAGAGAGUGUUCUUAAGACUGCCCUUAUAAGUGUAAUUCCUCUUAUUUUGCUCUUGUAUUACUCUCUAGACGUACUAAGAGUAUUUAUCACAACAGUCGAAAGAGUGUGCAAGCGUUGCUGUUAAAGAACUUGAAAGUUUUCACUUUUUUUCACACACAAAGUUGUCACUUCAUGUAGGAGUUUCAAUCAGCGAAUGAAAAUGUGAUCACACAAGUUCCGGAUACACACUUGCAAGUUAUGAUCACUGAAGCUUACUCACUUACUAACUCAGAUAUUACAAAUAGUGACAUUUUGACAUCAACGCCAAAUAUUGAAUUAAUGACUCCAAAUGGCGCGAAAAAUAAAAAUUUGAUACCCCGUGUGCCUAAUCCAUUGGCAGCCUCAUUUUCACCGCAUACUAAUGCUAGUACGAUCAGCACAAAUGAAGCUCUGCACAUAAUUAUGCAAAGAAUUGGACGAAUUCAAGAAGAUAUAAAAACUAUUACUGAAAAUCAGCUAACGCUUUAUGAAAACCAGAAUACUUUACUGUUGAAAUUUACAGAAUACCAAACCCAGUGUCAAGAAUUCACAAAGCUAUCUUGUGAGCCAAGAUCAGCUUCCAAAAUUUCUGAUUUUGAACCCAUCGGUAGUGCAAAUGAGUUGGAUAAUUUAGAAAUUAGUUUAAAAGAUCCUGAUUUUAGUUCGAGACUAACUAGUAAAUUAGAAGUUUUUUGUGGCAAAGGCAAAAACAGAGGCAUUAGUAACGCCUAUGCUGUAAUUGAUGCCCUUUUCCAAAGGAAAUUUUUGACCAACUGUUCUUGGACAGGUGGAUCGAGAACCGAUGAUAGCAAAAUUGCCCUAAAAGGCUACAAAAAUGUUUUUAAUUUAUUAUUUUCUGUAUGCCAUGCGUCCGAUCCUAACUUCAAUAAGCCAGACUGUGAGAAAUUUUUAAAGACAGUUUUAAAGAAUGCACGUCAACGUUGUAACAGCAAACGGAUAAGAGUAUCCACUGUGCGGCGUCGUCAAAAAAGAAAGAACGACGGCAAUGCCGCCACUUCCAAACGAUCUCGCCAACUGGGAUUCAAAGAAAGCAACAUUAUAGAUAAAGAAGUAUGUACGACAGGACCAUCGACCGCGUCGGAUAAUGAUAACACUACGGCCGAAGAAGAAGAUUCGCUGUGUUAAUUAUUUUAUAAAAUGUAUAAACACACACUUACUCGUAAAUUCACACACACUUUAACGUUCAUAGAGCUACAUAAGUUACUAGUUGAUGUGAUCUCAAUAUAAAUUGGUACUUAAUAGGCGAAGAACUAACUCUGUCAAUUAUUAAUUAAUUUCUAGGGUAACUG
This is a messenger RNA of Aricia agestis (brown argus), 1453 nucleotides long. RefSeq lists its product as uncharacterized. The coding region runs from base 363 to 1289 and encodes 308 amino acids. The transcript is spliced from 2 exons. Lineage: Eukaryota; Metazoa; Arthropoda; Insecta; Lepidoptera; Lycaenidae. The record is from RefSeq and is a predicted model, not a curated record.